Quercus lobata is the source of this 1452-nucleotide messenger RNA. RefSeq names its product HNH endonuclease. The transcript has 4 exons. Gene Ontology annotation, molecular function: endonuclease activity; zinc ion binding; nucleic acid binding. Lineage: Eukaryota; Viridiplantae; Streptophyta; Magnoliopsida; Fagales; Fagaceae. The record is from RefSeq and is a predicted model, not a curated record. Bases 61 to 792 code for a protein of 243 amino acids.
AAUGGCAAGAAUCGGACUAGAUUGUGAGCUAAAUAAAUCCACAGCAAUCUUUAACCCAAAAUGAACACUGUUGUGUUGAGUAGAAGAACACUAUUGUUGCUUGAGAUCCUCGAUCCACUCACUUCUUCUUUCCCCUCUCAUCACAACAACAAAAUGAGACCAACCAACAACAAAGGACCAAGUCCAAGGAGAGACCGAAACCAAACCCAACGUCGCUCUCCCUCACCCAUCAGGGACCGGACUCGAACCCCACUUUCCUCACCUGGGCUCGACCCAACUCCAACUGGGUCGCGCCCAAAUGGACUCACUCCUCCCAAGACCUCGCUCCUUGACCGUGAGCUUGUUGUCACCGAAGAAGACACUGCCACUCUCUUCGAAGAGCUCCGAGUUUCGUCGGAUUCUAACAACCCUCGGAGCUUCCCGUACAACGUGAAGCAGCAAUGCUGGAACAAGGCCGAGAAGGUCCGAGGUCGAGACCCCGAUCGUUGGCGACGUGACGCUCUUGGGAACCUCGUCUUUCGGAAGCUCGUGGGUUGUCCCGGUUGUCUCUGUCAUGAUUAUGAUCACAUUGUGCCUUACUCUAAGGGAGGACAAAGCACACUUGAAAAUUGUCAGGUUUUGCAGGCAACUGUUAAUCGAUCAAAAGGAAAUCGGACUGGAUUGUCCAAAGCUGAUCUCAUGCAGAAAAGUUCUUAUUGCCGGGUUUCAGAUCGUGACAUGGAUCUCUUUGAACUGUCUGCCUAUGGCAAUGUCCGCCGUGGGCAAGACUCUGGUGGAUGUAGAAUUCAAUAGAUCUUAUAGCUGUAUUAUUUCUUAUGAUUUUGAUUCGUACAUGGAGUAGGAUCUGCAUAGAUGUGUUAGUGUUGAUCCAUCUGUAGCCUUGAGCUCAUUGUAUGCACUAGCAUUUAUAUACAACUGCACAAAAUGUGCCAACUAUCUCCUGUUGUCUUGCAGAGUAUUGGAGUAAUCUGCAUGAGCUCUCUCUCUUCUCAAUCUUGCAAAAUAUGUUUUUGUUAGGUUUGGUGUCUUCAUUGAAUGUACUUCAAUGUUGCCUGCUCUAGCACACUGAGCAAAGGAAAUUCAGCUUCAUCACAAUUGCUUAAUUCACUGUUACAAUUUUGGUCUAUUUGCUUGCAAUUUGGUGCUUAGUGAGAUAACUAAGCAAUGCUCAGUAACAUGUUGUGGUGAAUAUACUGGUAUAUGAAUGUCGGCCCAACAAAGCUGCAGAACUUUGAUUUGGUAAGAGUUAUUCCUUCUUCACCUGUGAGGCCUAUUUAGAGAAAAAUGCUGGCGGAUGUAAUAGUCUCUCCUGUGUAGAAAGAAACCUAUAAUUCACUGGUUUCUGUCAAUGUAAGAUUUUGUUUAAAUGAGAAAAAUGGAUUUACAAGACCCUGAAUUGCCAAAGCAUGUGGACUCUUGGGGGUUUAAAGUUAAAAAUUUCUUCUUUGACCA